AUGGUUCUUGGCUUCUUCUCAAUCAAUAUGGGUCACGGGUGGGCUUAUGAAGCUGAAGUAAAAGCUAUCUUGAAGGCUCUGAUCUUUUGCCAACAUCACAAUCUGAAAGAUAUAAUUAUUGAUAGUGAUUCUACAACUGCUGUUGGGUGGGUCACGAUCAAGACUAAUCGUCCGUGGAAGCUGUUAAAUGAUUUAAACCAAAUUGACUUCCUGAUGUUGGAAGUUCAUUGCUUGGGUGUGUUUCAUAUUUACAGGGAAGCUAAUUCCUCUGCUGAUAAUUUAGCAAAAGCAGGUUGCAAUCGAUCAAAUACUCUCUGGUGGCGUUCUGAGGGGGUUUUAGAUUCUUUGGCAAAGGCGGGCGUUAACAGAGGCUCUGAUUUGUGGUGGCACUCUGAAUCUGUUCUCUGA
This is a messenger RNA of Lotus japonicus, 408 nucleotides long. RefSeq lists its product as uncharacterized. Gene Ontology annotation, molecular function: RNA-DNA hybrid ribonuclease activity; nucleic acid binding. The record is from RefSeq and is a predicted model, not a curated record. The coding region runs from base 1 to 408 and encodes 135 amino acids. The transcript has a single exon. NCBI's taxonomy places the organism in Eukaryota, Viridiplantae, Streptophyta, Magnoliopsida, Fabales, Fabaceae.